Messenger RNA from Sceloporus undulatus (fence lizard), 3791 nucleotides. RefSeq names its product cap binding complex dependent translation initiation factor (gene CTIF). Gene Ontology annotation, molecular function: protein binding; translation activator activity; RNA binding. The transcript has 13 exons. NCBI's taxonomy places the organism in Eukaryota, Metazoa, Chordata, Lepidosauria, Squamata, Phrynosomatidae. The coding region runs from base 369 to 2282 and encodes 637 amino acids. Gene Ontology annotation, biological process: regulation of translational initiation. The record is from RefSeq and is a predicted model, not a curated record. Gene Ontology annotation, cellular component: cytosol.
UUCUCUCUGCCUGUGUCAGAGGCGAUCGGUUUUUCUCCCCCCCCUCCCUCUUGAACUGUGGCAUUGGAGGAAGAAAGGGGGGGAAAGGCUGGGAAAGAAAGAAAGGAAAGGAUAACAACAACAAGCCACCCCAGAUCUUUUCUUCUGUUCCUGAUUGGGACCCAUGCGCUUCCAAGCAAGAAUCUGAGCCCUGGGAUCCCUCUCCCCUCUCCUCUCCUUCCUUCCUCCCUCCCUUCCCUUCCCUUCCCUUCCACCCUCCUUCCUUCCCUCCUUCCUCAGAUCCCAACCAUCCUCUUCCUCUUCUUCAGCCAAGCCUGGACUUUCCAAUAAGGUAGGCCCCUUCCAUUCUUGAUUCCUUACCCAGAGUGAUGGAAAACUCCUCUGUGGCUUCUGCCUCAUCUGAGGCAGGGAGUAAUCGUUCGCAAGAGAUUGAAGAGCUAGAGCGGUUCAUCGACAGCUACGUUUUAGAGUAUCAAGUCCAAGGUCUGCUAACCGACAAAACGGAAGGAGAUGGGGAGAGUGAGAGAACACAGUCUAACGUCUCACAGUGGACAGCUGACUGUAAUGAACAGAUAGAAGGCACCGGUUCCUCUACAAGAGGCAAGGGUAUACCACCUCAUAAUCAAAACCAGGAAGAUUGGGAUCUCAGCAGCAGUGGCAGUUCGGGAUCCCGACCUAGUUCAGGCUCCAGGCAUGGGUCUGGAUCAAGGUCUGGCGACCGAGAGAGAAGCAACCAGUUCAGGCAUUCAACCAAGAAUGGCAACAAAGACAGUUCCUUGGACAUGCUGGGCACAGAUAUUUGGGCAGCCAAUACUCUUGAGUCCUUCAGUGGUGCCACCUGGGACUUGCAACCUGAAAAACUUGACUUCACACAGUUCCACAGAAAGCUCCGCAACACUCCCAAGCAUCCACUCCCACACAUAGACAGAGAAGGGAUUGGAAAAGGAAAAUGUGAAGAUGGAGAUGGAAUCAACCUGAAUGACAUAGGGAAGGUUCUUCCAGCAUGGCAGGGCUAUCACCCUUUGCCACAUGAAGCUGAAAUUGCACACACCAAAAAAUUAUUCAGGAGAAGAAGGAAUGACCGGAGGAGACAAAGGGCACCAGGAGGAAAUAAGUCACAGCAACACACAGAGCAUCAGCAAGGCACCGCCAAACACAACAAAGAGCACCAGAAACCCUCCCAGGGAGGUCAAGCACCCCACUCCUCAGGGCGGCCCAGCCACCACGGCUACAGCCAAAACCGGCGGUGGCACCAUAGCCAGAAACAUUCGCCCAACGACAAAGAGGUGCACAGAAAUGCCAAAGAGACUGAGAACCUGAAAAUCGAGGAUGCCUCUGUCUGUACUGUGCAUAUCCCUCUAGAGAUGCACCGAAAUAGCGAUGCCACAGACAGGCAGUCCCCACAGUACGUUCAGGAUCCAGAAAGCAAACGGAAAGACAGCCUCCAUGAACGGAUAAGUGAGAGGCCCAAAAUUAACUUGUUACAGUCUUCCAAAGACAGGCUACGUAGGAGACUAAAAGAGAAGAUGCCUUGUCUUUCCCUUUUCACGGAUCAGGACGAAGUGGCCGUGGAGUCUACCAACCCCGAAAGGAACAAAAUGGACAAAUUAAUUGAAAUUCUUAACAGUAUGCGGAACAACAGCAGUGGGGUGGACUCCAAGCUCACCAACUUCAUGGAGGAGGCCCAGAACUCCACCAACUCCGAGGAAAUGCUCGGGGAGAUUGUCAAAACCAUUUACCAGAAGGCCGUGACGGACCGCAGCUUUGCCUCCACGGCCGCCAAGCUCUGUGACAAGAUGGCACUCUUCAUGGUGGAAGGCACCAAGUUCCGAAGCCUCCUUCUCAACAUGCUACAGAAAGAUUUCACGAUGCGGGAAGAGCUGCAGCAGAGCGACGUGGAGCGCUGGCUGGGCUUCAUCACUUUCCUCUGCGAAGUGUUCGGCACCAUGAGAAGCAGCACCGGGGAGCCCUUCCGAGUCCUCGUCUGUCCCAUUUAUACCUGCCUCAGGGAGUUGUUGCAAUCUCAGGACAUAAAGGAAGAUGCUGUCCUUUGCUGUUCCAUGGAGCUGCAAAGCACCGGCCGACUCCUAGAGGAACAGCUGCCCGAGCUGAUGACAGAGCUGCUGGCGAUCACGCGUGACAAGAUGCUGUGCCCCUCGGAGUCCAUGCUGACCCGGUCCCUUCUCCUCGAGGUCAUUGAGCUGCACGCCAACAGUUGGAACCCCCUGACGCCCACCAUCACGCAGUACUACAACAAGACAAUCCAGAAACUGACAGCCUGAGAGGAAAAUGGGAGGAAAGGAUGAUAGAGAGCCAGGAGGAAGACACGCACUUUAAAAACACAGAGAGAGAAAGAGACAGACAAAGAGCAAGAAAAAGGGGGGAAAAGAUUUGGGAAGGAACUGAGCUACAUAGUGACCAGAGAAGGGUUUGAGAGACCUUUUGUGGUCAGAUACCUAAGAAGACAAACCCCAGCAUGCUUAAGAAUAUGUUCAUGGGGGCGAAGCAUGUUUGUUUUCAGCUGUGUCCUCAAGUGCCGUCGCCACCCCCUCUCCCUGCUGUGUUUUGUUUUAGGUUCCCUUUUUCCCCAAAUUAAACCCAUUGCUCAUUCAGCUCCACAUCCCGCCAGGUCAUUGUUUGGAUUCAGAAAGAACACAGUGGACCUGAAUAGCAACUCGGAGGGCCUGGCGGGCGGAUGGCUUUCACAGCAUUCUCUGGGCCCAACUGGCAGGAGGCAGCGCACGGCAGAUGUCUUGGGGGGGGGGGAACAAAGGCAGACACGUUCCACACCAGCCGCUGGUAAUUGACAGCUUUUGUCAAGCAAAGAGACCCCUUCUCCCCCUCUACCCUCCAUUUUCUUCCACUCCUCUUUUCUUCAAUGUUUUGUCUCCUAUGCUGACCUCCCUCUUUGUUGCUUCUUAUCCUGAAACCUCAUUCCAGAUUAGACAUUCAGGGAAUAUAUUUCUCUCUUCCUUUCUUAAUAGAAAAGUUGCACUGGGUAUUAGGUUUUUUCCUUUGCUGAUUUAUUAUUUUUCAUAUACGUGUGUGUAUGUGUAUACAUACACACAUACAUAUAUCUUAUACAGUAUACAGAUGGAUGGAUAAAUUGCUAUGGAGUUUUUAACAGCAAACAUAAUGUUUAUGUGAAGUUGCAGAGUGUUUGCGCAAAGAUUCUGAAGUAGGAAAGCAAAAUCCAAAUGCCACUUUGGGAGUAUUAAAGCCACAAUAUACCAGUGGCUUCCUCCCAUCUAAAAGGAGAAUUCCAGAUGUUGGGUUUUUUGUUAGCCUGGGUUUAUACAGCCAACAUGUCACAUGUGAGCAUCAUGCAUAUGUGUAAGAAUCACCUGUGUAUAUAAGGAUCUUAGCUACAUUAUGCAGGUGAAUACUGUCCACAUGUCACCUAUGUACAACACUGAUGUGUGAUAGUGAUUACAAAGGGUGGUUGUGCCUGAUUUGUGUUUAGGACUGUGGCUUACAUGAAACUGAAGUGCCAGUUACUUUCAGGAACAGUCAGUCCCCAGCUGAUUUUGUUGAAGAUUUUGGUGCCAGCUCUGCCUUUUGUGGUAAUCCUUUUGUUGAUUAAGAAUGGCUUUAUAAUUACCCCCAUAGUUGUAGUUAUACCAUUAGGAUGGACCUACUACAUCUGAGUUGAAAAAUAAUAGUGUGGUGUGGGAAUUAGGAGUAAAGACUUGAUGUUGUUCUUUAGAUGCCAGUAAAUAGAAAGUGAUAACUAUGUGUGUGGAAUAUAAAGUUUUGAACAGGGGUGGAAGAAAGAAAGAAAGAAAGAAAGA